Messenger RNA from Myiozetetes cayanensis, 5223 nucleotides. It is a transcript of the gene LMO3, whose product is annotated as LIM domain only 3. Gene Ontology annotation, molecular function: DNA-binding transcription factor binding; transcription coactivator activity. The record is from RefSeq and is a predicted model, not a curated record. The transcript has 4 exons. NCBI's taxonomy places the organism in Eukaryota, Metazoa, Chordata, Aves, Passeriformes, Tyrannidae. Gene Ontology annotation, cellular component: nucleus. Bases 485 to 922 code for a protein of 145 amino acids. Gene Ontology annotation, biological process: positive regulation of transcription by RNA polymerase II.
AGGUAAAUAGCCUUAAAUCGGAAGGGAGCUGCUUCUCUGUGGUCUUCCACAAGAGCUGCCUGGGCUCUGCUGGCUCAGUAAUAACUGAGUGACCUUUUCUUUUGCUGUAUUAUGUCUGGCUGGUAAGGGAUUGCAUUUUGCAGCUGAUAAAGCCCUGACUUCAUUCAACUCGGCUCCUCACACGCUGCUUUAGGUAAGUUGUCUUCAGCCAGGACGGAGACAGACAGCCUUGGACUGCAAGAUACUAAAAGGAGGACACCUGUAGCUCGGAUGCGGUCAACACAAUUACUUGGCGGAUCCUUGAGGACCUCAUUAUUUUAAACUUAAAGAAUAGCGAUCUCCCUCCCCAUCUCUCCCACCCCCUCUUUAUUUUUUUCCCCAAACAAUGCUUCUUUUUGACCUUUUCCAAGGAGAAGAGCUACAAAGCAGCCACUGUGCUUAUUGAACUGCCUCCCCUGUAUCGCUUAAUUGAGAAGGUAUACAAAUGCUCUCAGUCCAGCCAGACACCAAGCCGAAAGGUUGUGCUGGCUGCAACCGUAAGAUUAAAGACCGAUAUCUGCUAAAGGCCCUGGACAAAUAUUGGCAUGAGGACUGCCUGAAAUGUGCCUGCUGUGACUGUCGCCUGGGGGAGGUGGGCUCUACCUUGUACACCAAAGCCAACCUUAUCCUUUGUCGCAGAGACUAUCUGAGGUUAUUUGGCGUUACAGGAAACUGUGCUGCCUGCAGUAAGCUCAUACCUGCUUUUGAGAUGGUGAUGAGAGCAAAGGACAAUGUUUAUCACCUGGACUGUUUUGCAUGUCAGCUUUGUAAUCAGAGAUUUUGUGUUGGAGACAAAUUUUUCCUGAAGAACAACAUGAUUCUCUGCCAGACAGACUAUGAGGAGGGUUUAAUGAAAGAAGGUUAUGCACCCCAGGUUCGCUGAUCAGAUGCCACAUCAUUAAGAAUAAAAAGCACUAUGUUCUUUUAUCAUUUUUGCUCAACGUGUAUAUAAGAAAUGACACAGGAACCUACUGAAUAGCAUAGAUAUAGGGAGACUGAAUGGUUGCGUGACAUAAAAGGUGGACUGCAUCUGUAUGUAGUGAAAAUUGCUCCAGUUCAGAGUUGAAUGUUAAUUAAAAAGGUACUGUACAUACAGCUGGAUUCUUUUUGCUUGCUCUUGGGGUUUUUUUGUUUGUUUGGGCUUUUUUGUUUCUUUUUGUGUCACUUGGCAUGAGAUGUUUAUUUUGGACUAUUGUACAUAAUGUAUUGUAAUAUUUGAAGCACAAAUGUAAUACAGUUUUAUUGUGUUACUAUUUGUGUUCCUGUUUGCUUCUUUGUAUUGUUGCAUUUAGUACAAUCAGUGUCUAAACUUACUGUAUAUUUAUGCUUUCUGUAUCUACCAGCUAUUUUAAAUGAGCUGUAUCUUUCUAGUAAAAAGCAUUAAAGAGCAAAUCCCAACCAUUAUGCUACACUUAGAGCUUAAGAAUACUGUUUACAUUAAAACUAUUUAGAAAACUAAUAACUAGCAGCACCUGCUGCUAAUGAUGCUAUGGUUAAGGGUCUAUCAGCACUCCUGUUAUAAGCCUCUAUUUUUCAGGGGUUAAGCAUCUGCUGUUUAAUUGCAUAGAUUUUCCUCAAAGAGCACUUUUAUUUUACUACAAAUUUUUGAAAAGCAAAUCUGUCUGGUUUGGGAUAUAUUAUAAAAGGUGCAAAAGUUAAUGAUUUUGGGUGCUGCUUUUGCACCCCAUAGGCAUUCCAAAUGCCUGGAUUUGAUUUUUAAUUUAGCUGGAAAUUAAGCCCUAAUGCAAACCAGUGCCUCUGGGUAUCUUAUUUUUUAUAUAUAUAUAAAUAUAUAUAUAUAUGUUAUUUUCUGAAAUCAUUUAGUUUGGGGGCAGGGCAAAGGAAAGGGAGAGACUCCUGUUUAUAAACAUUUUAAAAAAUUCUUAAAAUUUGAUGGGUCUCUCUCUCCCUCUCUCUAUUUCCUUUUUCUUUUCUUUUUCUUUUUUUUUUCUUUUUUUUUUUUUUUAAUCAGGGCUUAACCCUAAAGUUUUCUGGGGCUGUGUGCUCAACAAACCCUGAAAAAAAGUGAAAGUAGAAGGCUCUGUAAACAGCCCCCUCUGAGGGUCUAUUUACAUUAAAGAAAUGACCUUGAGCUGACACUAGGACAGUGACUAAUUACUAAUUACCCACCUCAGUGAAAGUUGAAGGUAAUUUAAAUGCUGAUGUGGAUGGGACAAAACUUUGAAAUACCAAUACAGAAGGGGAGAGUUACCACUCUUCGACAGCAUAGGUACUUUGCUGUCCAUGCCAACAUCCUACAGGUUUGUCCCAUCAAUACUGGCAAUUAAAAUCCCUUAGGCAGAGGUGAAAUCACUGCUGACAGCUCCUGUUGGCAAUCAGUCCAUUUUCUAGGAGAGGUGGACCUCUGUUUUUAAAGCCAUGAAGCUAUUGCAUCAGCAGGAUGUCCCUAAGUGCUCAUGUCCUUAAAGAGCUUACAGGUGUUUAGCAAAGGAAAGCAGGAUGAAUGUGUAAAAAGUUGUUAAAUACAUAAUUAAUUCUUGUCUGUUUGUCACUCUAAUCUGGCUCACUGGAAAAACAACCUGUAUUAAAAGAAGAAAAAAAAACACCAAAAAACAAAACCACCCAAACAACAAAAUAGUAUUAAGAAAAAAAAUACAAGAAACCCAUUAUACCCUAUGUUGUUAUGAAACUGAGCUCUUGUUUUAAUUUAGAUUAAGAACCCUCUUCUGUGCUCAAAUUGAGUGCUGUCCUUCCCUGCUCUUCCUGUCCUAUUGUGCAUUCCAACAUGUUUUUCCUGGGGAUGGUGAAAGAAAUGGUAUGAGUACACUGCACAGUGGCUUGACUUAGAAAUGGAUAUUUAGUUCUAAUGACUAUUGUUACAGUGUGGUUUUGUUUCUGACUGUGAACCCUUUUAAAAAUAAGCAUGGCUCAUAAAACUUGACUUUGACUCAUACAGGACCUGUAAGAAAUGCAGCGACUCCUCAGACUGUUCUUGCUAAUUAGAUGAAAUAGCUCCACAUAGCUUUUCAAAUUAAAUUUAACCCUCUUUUGUGGACUAUUUUCCUUCCUAACCUUGAGCACAAGUCUCUUUUCCACUCCCUUCCACAGUCCCUUAAUGUCUUUGGGAUAACGAAGCAGUUGGUGUCAGAGGUAUUAUUAGGCUCUUCCAGAUCUACUCCAGUGCAAUAAACAAGCUGUCCUUUCCAUGAAGGUCAGGAUGGACAGAAAGGGAAGAAUCAUAUUAUCUUAUUUUGAGUCCAAUUUCAAUUUUCUCCUCCAGACUCUCUUGGGUCUUUCUGUUAGAAGUCAGAAAGAUCUCUCCUCUGAUUUCCACUAGUGACUACACAGUGGAUAGAAAUCCCUGGUUCAGAAAUAGGUCUGGAGAACAUGAAAGAAGGGACUGUGGUUAUGUCUUUGACUUCCUAUAAGCUUAGGCAAGUCAUUCAACUUCUCCGUGCCUCAUUUGUCCCUGUCUGUCAAAUGGGGCUAAUGCAUACGCUGCUUUUGGAAAGCAUUUUUGGCUCUUAGGAAAUGAAGAGCCAUGCAUGCAGGUGUUACAAACAGCAUCAGGACAUCAUGGGAGAAGCGGAGCAUUGGCAGUAGGUAACCACAGAUCUGAGAGCACCAGAACCAAAUAAACCUGUGGAAGGCUUUGUAGGGGGUGAUGGAAACUACACACUAAUAGUGCUGUAAACGCUAAAGUGCUCUCUCAUUACCACAAAGUGCCACUGCUCAGUUCUCUGUGGAGUAAAUUAAGAUGGUGCAAUGGGGAAAUAGUGGCUUAUUAUUACACGCCGUGUUGCUCAUAUGUGCAUGUGUGUGUUUUGUGAUGUAGGCUCAGAGUGAGGAAGGGGAAGGUGGUCCUGCUAUGAAGAAAAAAAUAGUCUCCCCAUUCUAUCAACCUUAUCUGAUGUAAGGAAAAAGAAAUGUUGAUAUACACAUUUGCGGUGCUGCAAUGGUAUGGCACUGCUUUCAGCACUUUAAACUCAUACGUCUUAUUCACAUACAUAUCUAACAUUUGUAUGUAAAAGAUACAGUAUAAACUUAAGAUUUGAUGUAGGUCAAACACAUUCUCCUGUAUUUCAAACUUCCAUCUUGCCUGCCUGUUAAAAUAAUAACUGGGAGUUGAAACAUUUAAUGGAAACAUUUACAACUCCAAUAAAGUAUAAGAACAUAAGACAACACUGAAGAGAGAUUAUCUGCCAGGCCACUUUACUGAUCUUUUGACAGAGGCCUUGACCAUUCCUUUGGGUUGCUUUUAGUUAUCUACCUUGGUUCUCCUUCUCCAUCACUGUGUGUGUCAACAUGCUCUGUCUGCAAACAGCAAAACGUUCUGCUAGUGACCAGUAUUCAGUGUAUGCUCAUUUGCCAGGCAGGAAUGCUUCCAUUUGUGUCUCCUGUCUUUAGGGUGUUUUAUCUUAAUCUGUACAAAUUUCUAAGUUUAGUCAGACAAUAUUAAUAAUAACAACAAUAAUUAAAAAAAAAAUCUACUAUUCUUGGGUGGCUGGUUUUUGAUCCAUGUGGAAAAGUACAAAUUAUCAAACCUAGAUUUUCAACUGUGAAAAGCUCCUCUGUCAACUGUAACCUGCUGUGUCUGUUAUCUGCCACUACUGAUGAUGAACCAAGACAGCCUGGAUUUGGCAGAAGCGGUGACCAGGGCUCAAACUCCAUCUAUUUCAUAAUUGUGUUUUUAUUUUAGGGGUUUUUUUUAAGCACACCUUCUUCUGUUGUCUUAUCCUCCCAAGAUGCUCAAAUUUUUGCUCAUGUAAUGUAAAUAAAGGAAAAUCACCAACAACCCCUCAAAUGUUCCUAAUUGCCUACAUAUAAAAUAACUUGAGGAAAAUAAAUUGAAAAGUGGUCAGUGAGAAGGGAAACUGUGGGGGAAAAGAAACAAACAGGGACUAUGGCAAGGUUUCGCCUGUAUAGACUUUAAAGUACUUUAAAGACUUUUUUCAACGUAAUAUACAGCAGCUUCUUAUAAUUUUCUCAGCAGUAGGUAGUUUACAGUCAUCGGUACCUAGAACAAAUCUUGUCAAAAAUGAAAGUUUGUAGUGAUUGCUGGGUAUAAUUUUAUACAUUUAGCUGAUUUUUCUGAAAGCUUCCACUGUGCUGCUCUUGUCAGACUAAAUUAUCAAUUUAGCCAUUUGUUGUUUAAUGAAUAAAAACUCCUAUGGCAUUGGAGAUGUUGUGGUUUCAAUAAAGCAAAAGCUUUAACAACUCAAA